AUGAACAGCCACUCAAAUCACUUCAUUUACGCGUUACAAAAAGCGUCGGCUUCCGAUGAACCACCGUUCCUCAAGGUCGGCACCGAGGUCUCUGCGAAAUUCAAAGGAGCUUUCUGCGAGGCGAAAGUAAAACGGAUAUUCAAGAACAUCAAAUUUCGGGUGAUGCCCGAUGAGAGCUCAACGGGGACACUCGUUGUCGAAGAGAGCCAUUUCAAGGGUGAUCCCAUCUACGAACUGAAUCAAAUUGUCGAUUAUUCGACGAUGGGAGCAAAGCAUUACAAUGAGGAACAUUCGCUGGACGCUCUGCCCCUCUACAACCCUGAGCAAUUUAGUUCGCCAGUUGUCGCGAAAAUCAUCAAGAAGAACAAAGUGGACAAACGAGAUCGCGAAGCUCGCCAAGGCGCUGGGACAUCCAAAAAGGAGCGAGUCGUCGAGCAGCACGAUGUGAACAGUGAUGACGAGAAACCAUCAUCUUCUUCAACAACCACGUCAAGGGAAACUGUCCGUCAAGAACGAGCCGCCACCCACGCUGCUUCAGGCGCGCUAGCCGAUCAACAUGGCGGAUUAUCUCCGUCGGAUGAACAAAAAGUGUGUGCGAAGGGAAAAUGGAAAAAGGUUUUAAUGCGGAUGAAGCUAGAGGCAGUCGGGACUGAAUGGCGCCAAUCAUUGCCGCUGAAGAAGAAAAAAGAGGAAGAAACGAACGAGAAUGAAGAAGAGGAAAGCGACGACGACACUGAAAUCCACAAGGAGACAUUUGCAUCGCUUCGGAAAACUACGAUGAAAGCAAUAGAGAUUCAUGGGAGUUCAUUCUCAGCUGGGACAAAAUGCUGGAGUAAACCAUACGGAUCUGAAGGGAUCCAUUUUGAGAUAUUCAAAGAACAAUGCCCUCUUCAUGCACAUGCGAUCUGCAGCAACUCCCGGCUUCCACACACUUUUUCAGUCGUUUGGAAACGUAAAAGGAGGCGUAAAACAUAUUUGCAAUCUGCGAGAAUUUUUAUUGGAUCAAAUAAGGAUAAAAUCAAC
This is a messenger RNA of Mesorhabditis belari, 1023 nucleotides long. The record is from the annotation of a GenBank genome assembly. NCBI's taxonomy places the organism in Eukaryota, Metazoa, Nematoda, Chromadorea, Rhabditida, Rhabditidae.